AUGCGUUUCACCAAUGUUCUCGUCUUGUUCAUGGCCUCUGUGGCAUCUUGCCAGGCGUCUGUGUCAGGUGAAUGGACGGCGGCAAAAAAAAUAAUAGAAGGACCGCUGAAGUCCAACGGCGGGAAGGUGGAUGAAGAAAUGCGCAAACAGAAUUCUGCUCUUUCUAGCUCAACUCUGUCUGUCGACUUAGGAGAAUUGAAGAAGCGUGUGAACGAUUAUAGUCGAAAUUGGAAGGACAUUACCACGGCUCUGGUGAGGAAUAUCAACAAAGCCACUGAUGAGGCUGAUAUCUGCAAGGUUCUCCCACCGGCCAUGGACGGAAUGACCAAGAUCAUGAAAGAUCUGACUGAUUUCGGCCAACGGGCUGGACGACACAACAGAAGAUUUAUCAAUCAUGGCAGUGGAAAUUUCCGAUUCCGAGACAUCAAAGCGGAGGUCGAAGUAAGUCUAACCCACUUGAACAGUGCAUUUUUAAAGAUUGUCUACUCGAAUGGGUUAACUGACCCAACGCUUUUCGUUCAUCAGCUCGUCCCCAAGCAAAUAAAGGUGAAGGGAAUGACUUGUGUCGACAGAUUUUCUCCCACCUUGGACGCACUCUUCCGUGAUCUUGCAGCGGCUUGGUGUUGGGCGGUUUGA
This is a messenger RNA of Ophidiomyces ophidiicola, 636 nucleotides long. RefSeq lists its product as uncharacterized. The transcript is spliced from 3 exons. Bases 1 to 636 code for a protein of 211 amino acids. Lineage: Eukaryota; Fungi; Ascomycota; Eurotiomycetes; Onygenales; Onygenaceae. The record is from RefSeq and is a predicted model, not a curated record.